Molecule: messenger RNA, 351 nt
Organism: Spirodela intermedia
Lineage: Eukaryota; Viridiplantae; Streptophyta; Magnoliopsida; Alismatales; Araceae
Source: the annotation of a GenBank genome assembly
AUGGGUGCCUCCGGGGUUCCUUUCCACCGCCGCCGCUGCUGCUGCUUCGUCGUCCUCCUCUUCCUGCACGCGUCCUCCAUUCUCUUCAGCCUCGCAAGCGAGGAACCUCAUCUAGGCGCGAGCUGCGGGUCCUUAAGCAUUUGCCACGGGGGCGAGGCAAACAAAAACUGCUGCAAGGCCAUCAAUACCGCCAUCAUGGAGGGCGGCUGCUCCUGCGCCUGUACUAAGCUCUCCAGACUCGCCACACGCGGUCUGAUUGGAAGAUGUGCGGACGCGGGAACGUGUACCAAGUGCCAAAGCUGCCGGCGGGUUUGCGCGUACAUGGAGGGGGCGUAUCUCACAAGCCUGUGA